Rattus norvegicus (Norway rat) is the source of this 3687-nucleotide messenger RNA. Lineage: Eukaryota; Metazoa; Chordata; Mammalia; Rodentia; Muridae. The record is from RefSeq and is a predicted model, not a curated record.
AGCGGGGCGGGGACCAGGCGGCUCUACCGAGGCCCGGUCGUGCCGCGCCGCAGUCUCCGUUCCUACCCUAGAAAGCCCUAAGCAGACAGGCUAGCGGCGGACCGGGGGCUGGGGGCGGGGAUCCAGGCUCGGAGCGCGGCCGCAACCUCCGCGUUCCGUCUGGGUAUCUAGAAAAACCUCCUGUUACCAGUUCUGCCUUUCGCUUCCCAGACCCCACCCUCUUCCCUCCCCCUAGUUGCACCUUCGGGUCUUCGGGAUCCCGCAGAACCCCCUCACGCUCCCAAUCCUCUGAAACGCCCACAGUCACCUCCUUCUCUGCUCAAUGGCCCAAAGGCUUCUGCGGUCCUGAAACCCAGCCUUUGCAUGCUUCUUGCAGCCCACCUUCUCACAAGGCUUCGUAUACAUUUUCAGAUCUCAUACCUCCAUCUGGUGCCUGUACCCAACCCUACCUACCUCAGACAUAACCUCCCCCAUCCCACCCAAUAUAAUCCCCCUCAAUGGACCAUCCGAUAAUGUGUUUAAUAUUUUAAAGAACAAGUGGGCUGUCAGAAAGAUGUAAUCCCUCUCCCAUCCUGCAUCCAGUAGCUCUUGACCUCACACCCCUUCCCAACUCCCUGUUGAUAGUUUAAACAAACCCCCAUGUUUGGUGGUUUUUUUUUUUUUCCCCCACUACCUACCUUUAGCCUGCGCACACUUCCUUCAGCCUGCUUCCUCCUUCCAAGGAAUAAGCCAGACCAAGAGAGGGGUUCUUUUACCUAAGAGUUGUGAGGGGGACCCCGGGAAGUACUGUUUUCCUGGAAAGGGAAGGUGGGAUUUCAAGGGUUUUCUUCAGAGUCCUGGUUUGUUGAUUCAUCUACCUAGGUAGGCCUCAGAUAAUCUGAAAUUUUGCCUCUUGUUAUAAUUGGACCUUUCUGACCCUAGGAACAGAAAGUCUGUCCCGCUUUCAAAUGUGAAGUGCUUUAUUUAUAACUACUUCUAGAAAUUACCUCAACUAGAACUCCCAUAGUUGAUAGAUGUUUCCUCAAAAAAAAAAAAAAAAAACCCAAAACAACAACAACCCCCAGGGGCACGAAUAGAGAUAGUGGAGGGAGAAUGACACCCCCCCCUCCGCCCCGCACCCGAUAUAUCAUAACAACAAAACAUUCUAAAAUGUUGGUUUCCCAAAUCAUACUGUUAUAUUGUUCUUCUGAGAAAGAAAGCUUUUUAUAGGGAUAAAAUUCUGUGCAAUGGUCAGGUGAUGUAUUUGGGUUUUGGUUUUGGUUUUGGUUGGGGAUUUUUUUGGGGGGGUGGGGGACGGGAAGUUGGGACAGUGUUUUCUGUGUAGCCUUGGCUCUGUGGACCAGGCUAGCCUUGAACUCAGACAUCUUCUGCCUCUGCCCUCUGAGUGUUGGAAUUAAAAUUAUGGGUCACCACCUCACAACUAGGUGAUGUUCUGAGAGGCUUAUAUACCGGGAUUCAGAGGGCGCUCCAUUGAGGGCUGUGAACUGAAGGUACCAGACUCCUCAGAACUCAUUGUCUUUGGUCCUAAGUUCCUUUCAGGGCUGAGAAUCUGUGGCCUUUUUAUCCACAAUCUUCUGACCCACUAGAGCCUAGACCAGAUAAGUUCAGGUGAGCCCCAGGUGUGACCCCCAGGGAUCCAGGUGAAGUCUCUGCAGACACUCUGCCAUGACACCCCACCAAGAACAAGGGGAAUAAAGUGGGACCCUUUCCCAUGCCCCUCCCACGGUCAGCACCCCGAUGGCCUGGGUGAGGGCUGAUAGGCUGCUCUGACACCAUGGGGAGCUGCUGUAGCUGCCUGGACAGAGACAGCGUGCCACACAACCACCCUACCAAGUUCAAGGUGACAAAUGUGGAUGAUGAAGGGGUGGAGUUGGGCUCAGGGGUGAUGGAGCUGACCCAGAGCGAGCUGGUGCUGCACCUGCACCAGCAGGAAGCUGUCCGCUGGCCCUACCUCUGCCUGCGGCGCUAUGGCUACGACUCCAAUCUCUUCUCCUUUGAGAGUGGCCGCCGCUGUCAGACAGGCCAGGGGAUCUUUGCGUUCAAGUGCUCAAGGGCAGAGGAAAUCUUCAACCUGCUGCAGGACCUCAUGCAGUGUAACAGCAUCAAUGUGACAGAAGAGCCGGUCAUCAUCACACGGAACAGCCACCCACAAGAGCUUGACCUCCCUCGAGGCUCCUCCCAGCCCACGGGCUACACAGUCUCCAGCUUCUCCAAUGGCUUCCCUGGCUGCCCUGGAGAAGGCCCACGGUUCUCCUCUGCUCCGCGCCGACCCUCCACAAGCAGUCUGCGACACCCGUCGCCUGGGGAAGAGUCCACCCAGACCCUCAUUGCCUCGGAUGAGCAGUCUCACACCUAUGUCAACACACCAACCGGGGAAGAGGACCGCAGGAGUCGCCACUGCCUGCAGCCACUGCCUGAGGGCAGAGUGCCCUUCCCACCACAGACACAGGUCUCCGACCAGCGGGACCCACAGGUGUUCCUGCAGCCAGGGCAGGUCAAGUUCGUGUUGGGCCCCACGCCUGCUCGACGACAGGUGAUGAAGUGCCAGAGCCUCUGCCCCAGCAUGCAGGACCCUCCCCUCCACAACAACAACAACGAGGGCCCUUCCGAGUGCCCAGCCCAGCCCAAAUGCACCUAUGAGAAUGUCAGUGGAGGUCUGCAGCAAGGGGCUGGCUGGAGACUGAGCCCAGAGGAGCGAGGGUGGAGUGGCCUGGCCCACCGUCGGGCUGCCCUGCUGCACUAUGAAAACCUGCCCCCUCUUCCUCCUGUGUGGGAGAGCCAAGUCCAACAGCUGGGAGGGGAGGCUGGGGAUGAUGGGGACUCCAAGGAUGGGCUUACCCCGUCCUCAAAUGGCUUCCCUGAUGGUGAGGAAGAUGAAACCCCGCUACAGAAGCCCACCAGCACCCGAGCCUCCGCCCGUAGUCACAGCAGCUUCCCGGUCCCUCUGACCCGCCGCCGAGGCUCCCCAAGGGUCUUCAACUUUGAUUUCCGCCGGCCGGGCCCUGAGCCCCCAAGGCAGCUCAACUACAUCCAGGUGGAGCUCAAGGGCUGGGGCACAGCCCAUCCCAAGGGGCCCCAGAACCCCUCGGUAUCUGGAGCUCCUGGGCCCACCCCACACCCUGCUCGAAGCUCAGACUCCUAUGCCGUGAUUGACCUCAAGAAAACGGUGGCCAUGUCCAACCUGCAGAGGGCUCUGCCCCGAGAUGACGGCACUGUCAGGAAGACUCGGCACAACAGCACCGACCUGCCUCUGUAGACCUGGUCCUCCACCUGCCUCUGCCUGCAGCGGGCAGACUCCACCUCACCCACCAGCCCAGGACACACAGCUGCUUUGCAGAAGACACUACCCUGCACUGCUGGGGUCCCCAAAGAUGUCAGCCACCGAGUGUCUGGGGAGAGGGGGGAGAAGAGGGGGAGCAGGAGAGGAUGGAGCCACGGUGUAAACUGUGAAGGGUUCUCAAGGUUGCAUUUCGCACCCUUCCCUAAUGUCUGUCUGUCUAGUCUGUCAGCUGUCCGUGUGUCUGUGCUUUCUGUUUCCUUUUCCUUUCCUUUUUUUUUUUUUUCUUUUUGGUUGGAGUUUUGAGACAUUUUGUACCUGUUGGUUUUAUUUAUCAGUUUAUUUUUCUAUUUAUUGUUUUAAAUGUAACUUAACAUAUUUAUUAUUAAUAUAAUUAUUUUUAAAUUCUG